AUGUCCAUCCUCUCUACCGUUCUCAACUACUUUUCUUCCAAGCCGCGGCGUCCAAAGUGGGAGUCUUAUCUGCUCACGUUUCGAGGAAUUGGAGAUCAGUGGCAUCACCUGCACAUAGUUCCGGAAUACGAGGGACGGGAUCCGCAGCAGCACACCAGGAGCCCAGGGGCCUCGGAUGGCUGCGCCAACAUCCCAGUUCAAGGACAACCAUCGAUCGUGGAACAGAUCACCGUCAUCGCGUCCAAGGACGAACCCAAGUUCCCAGCAGGAGUAUGGUGCAUCGCGAGCUUUGAAACAUUGGGAAAGCUACCUGUGAGCCUAGGCACAGGGGCCGAGCAGGUUGUAAAGGAGGUUCUGGAGAGGUUGGAGGAGAACGUGAAGAGGGCGCUUAAUAUUAAAUCUCCACUGGUUCAACCUGGGGGUGGUGGAACGGAAAGCUCGGAAGCGGAGCUCGUGUCAGGUGCGCUCGAGAGGUGUAGAGAGGCGUUGGUGAAGGGUUAUUGGGACACUGUUGCGCAGAUUCAAGAGGUAGAAGAGUCUAGUGCUAGUGGCCUUGGGGGUGAAGGUCAAGCGGAAGCGCCCACGGUCAGGCUGACGCAAAUUUGGAGGCACAAGCCCGGGCGCUUAUGUCGGGAACAGCACGAAACGUAG
Messenger RNA from Coprinopsis cinerea okayama7#130, 651 nucleotides. RefSeq lists its product as hypothetical. Bases 1 to 651 code for a protein of 216 amino acids. The record is from RefSeq and is a predicted model, not a curated record. The transcript has a single exon. NCBI's taxonomy places the organism in Eukaryota, Fungi, Basidiomycota, Agaricomycetes, Agaricales, Psathyrellaceae.